UUUCUACCAUUUCUUCUACCAGAUCUGAUUUUUUUUUUWAAAUCAUAACCACAUGCAAACACAACGAAAUUUAAGGAUGAAUGCACGGGUAGCCUGUGGUAUUUAGUUCCCAGACCCUUGCAUUAGAAAAACAUGAUGGCGGACGUUUAGAUAUUAUUAUUUGUGAUUUUUCGAGUUUCUAUUUGAAUAUUUCAUGGAGGAAAUGCACUUUCAUGGAGCCUAAAGUUUUCCAUGCAGGCCUUUUUUGUAUUUUCUAGCAACUAGACAAUGAAUUUUCCGGUAUCUGUUACCCGUUUUGUUCAAGUUCAACAACAAAGUAUUCACAAAACAACAAGAACUUCUAAUAUCUUAAAAUUAUUUUUAUCCAACGAUUAUACACGAAUUUUGAUAAAUGAAUUUACUCACGGCAAAAGAGCUUUUAAGAAGCUAAAUUUAUUUCAAGCGUUUUCUACAUUUCCACUUUCAACAAAAGUUCAUAAAUUGUUACAAAGACCUCGUUCCCUGUGUUACAGUCAGUCUAGAUGUUCUAGCCAAGGAGUAAAGAAACUAAAUAGAAAGAAAGAAAAGACGUUUUACGAUAUAUUAGAGGUACAUCCGUCAGCAACUCAAUCAGAAAUCAAGUCUGCUUACUAUGAACAGUCAAUGAAAUACCACCCAGAUGUCAGAAGGAGUGAUGGAAUAAGARAUAACUUUACAGAUAUCACCAAAGCAUAUUCAGUCUUGAGUAAACUAGAAACAAGAAGAGAAUAUGACAAAGAAAUUGGUACAUAUUACAUGAUGAGAAGUUAUCAAAAGAGAAAGAGUGGAGAGAAAGUGUUAAGACUGAUGGAUGAUGUGGUUGAAAUUGAUGUAAAAAACAUUGAACAGUCUACAACCUUUCUAUGUAAUGUGGUAUCACUGAGCUCAAUACUGGGAGCACCUGUAAGAUUAAGCAACAUUGAAUGCAAUARGARUCCUCAUGGUAUACAGUCUYGCGACCUUCGCAUGCUGCAGCUGCWAAGACAGGUCUGUAAUGGUACUCUUGUUGCAAACAAAGGGUCUACGACUGUARCAUUUAUCCCAAGUGAUCUUCAAAGUGGCAUGUUUUCAUCAGAGACAGGACGUUUUGGGAGUAUUAGUUUGUUAUUGGAAUCAGCCCUACCAUGUCUGGCAUUUGGACCACACCCACAGUACUCAAAAACCAAUAUCUUAAGUAUUAAAGGAACCACACACUCUAACUAUGGACUACAUGUUGAUUAUAUGGACAAGGUUUAUAGACCUUUGGUAAAGAAGUUUGGAUGUGACUUUACAGUGGAAAUAAGAAAAAAGUCAUACGUACCUCAUUGGGAUGGUAAAGUCAUCUUGCGCAGUCUUCCCUCUCCCCAGCUGAGAUCAGUUUCUUUAACUAAUUGCGGAACCCUAACCAAGAUUUCAGGAUGGUCUUUUGUUGCAGGGUCAAAACCAAUCAGGGUAGCCCAACUCAUGUCUAAGAAUCUAUUUUCACAACUUAAGAARAGAUUUCCAUCUUCUUUGAUUAAUAUGGAUGCUACAAGAGAUCGUGACAGUAGAAGUGAAGGGAAUGGACAGGGAGUUUUGAUUUUAGGGGAGACCUCCACAGGACUUGUAUUAAGUGGAACAGYGUUGUGGCAAAAAGGGAUGCGAAGUGAAGAAGUAGUGGACAGAGCAUUAAAUAUGUUUCUUAGUAACAUAGAAAGUGGCUCUUGUGUUGAUGAACAACUCCAGGAUAAGGUAGUUCUAUUGAUGGCGGUUGCUUCAGGUCGGUCUUUUCUUCGAUGUAGUUCAGUUACAGCAAGAACAAGAGCCGCUAUAAUGGCUAUAGAAACACUCUCUCAGGUUCGGUUCACAAUUACAAAGGAUACUGAUUCGCGGACGACUCUCAUAUCAUGUGAUGGYCUUGGAUUAAUAAAUGAAAACUGCAACGAACUGUGAACCUGGUCAAAUAUAAGUAAUUAUCAAAAACUGCAUUCCAAGUGACUACUGACAUCUCGUAAGGUCACUGAAAAGAUGGAAAUAUUUCGCAAAAAAAGACUGAUGAAUAAUAAAUUUAUGAUACAUGUUUGGUUAUCGUCAUAUCAAGCAACGCUGUUUGCAAGCAACGCCAAAGGAGAAAUAAAAAGCAAUGCCAAAAAAACGUUUUCUAAUAAAUAACAGAGCCUUUAUUUCAAUACAUGUCCGCCUUCUGUUAGUUCGUCUUGAUUUUGACAACUCUAUAUGAACUAAUAAAAAAUUCAUUUCCGUAAUCAA
Molecule: messenger RNA, 2244 nt
Organism: Actinia tenebrosa (Australian red waratah sea anemone)
Lineage: Eukaryota; Metazoa; Cnidaria; Anthozoa; Actiniaria; Actiniidae
Product: RNA 3'-terminal phosphate cyclase
Biological process (GO): RNA processing
Cellular component (GO): nucleus
Molecular function (GO): RNA-3'-phosphate cyclase activity
Source: RefSeq, a predicted model, not a curated record